Messenger RNA from Linum tenue, 1837 nucleotides. NCBI's taxonomy places the organism in Eukaryota, Viridiplantae, Streptophyta, Magnoliopsida, Malpighiales, Linaceae. The record is from the annotation of a GenBank genome assembly.
GCAACUCCCCACGUUCCCGGCUUCCCGCACUCGCCUAAACUUAGCUCGGUUCUUCGCGAUUCCUAUUGACGCCAUUGGUGAAGGUACUUCAAAUGUUCAUCUUCUAAUUAACUCUAUUCUAGUUCCCUGAAAAUGAAGUUGCUAUCGUUUCCGCCUCGAAAGCCGACCGUUUCUGUUCGGGUAGUAAAGAAAGCAGAGCCGUGAUGAUUUCUCAGUUGGGUCCUCUUCGCCUUAGGUAGGAAAAUAUGGAUGGGAAUUCAAGGAAGCCCAAGAGCCCCGAGCCGAGCCAUGCUGUUAAAGAAGUUGCUGUACUGAGCGAUUUUCCUGAUGAAAUUCUCCAUCACAUCCUGUCCUACCUCGACACCAAAUCUGCAGUUCGAACCAGCCUUCUGGCGAGGAGAUGGAGAUGUUUGUGGAAAGAUGUUGAGGUGCUCAACUUCCUCCCGAAAUCCUUCUGUAGAUUGGCGAGUUUCAGAAAACACGUUUACAGGCUCUUGUCUUUCCACUCCCAUCGUACUCCUGUUCGCAAUGUUACCUUCGACCUAAGUGGCUAUACAUCACAAGAAACACGGGGGCAUGUUACGAAAACAAUUGAACAGGUCAUGAAAUAUGCUGCAUCUCAUGGUGGUGGUGGUCUUGACCAUUUGUCCAUCCUCGGUGAGGACGAGAAUUUGGACUUGAGUCACUUUGCUAAGAACAUCACCGCUGGUAAUCAUGAUGCAUCUCUCAAGACUUUGAAUUUGGAGGACUGCACUCUCUGUUGUGUCCAACUUGAUGACGCGGGCUUCAAAUCCUGUACAACUCUGGGCUUCAAAUUGCUUACAACUCUGGAACUACGUGAAUGUGCUCUGUUACCUUAUUGUCCAGAGUCGCCCUUUGAUUUGAUUGGUGAUCUUCCUUGUUUGAAGUACCUGAAGCUACUCCACUGCUAUGUGUCGCAUCCUGACUGUUGGUUACUGAUAGCAGGACCUCAACUGCUUGAUCUUGAAAUUGAGUUUACAAAUCACUACCGCUUUUAUGAACUGAUUGCUCCAAAGCUCAAAUCUUUACGUCUGUGGGGGGAAUACAUUGAUGAAUAUCUACCCAAGUUGAAUCUCCCUUGCCUGGAUCAUGCAAAUAUCCGCCUCAAGUGGGAACCACAUUGUUGGGAUGAUGAUGCUUUAGCUUUGGAAGAGCAGAGUUCUGCAUUUGUGAAUUACUUGUGCGGUCUGAGUAAUGUGGAAUCUCUCAAGCUAUGUUUGGACAAGGAACAGAGAAGUCAUGAGGAUGGGAAAGAGCACCACUUUCCUCUUAACAGAAUUAAGGCGUUAAUCGAGCAUGAAGCCCCUCCCUUUACUAGAUUGAAGACCUUGAGGAUACAAUGUGCAAACCAACGACGCCCGCCAAAUGUACCGUAUGAAGUAAUUCGGUAUUUUCUCGAAGGCUCUCCUAAUACGGAAGAAAAGUUUGUUAAGUUCGAGAUGCUUGCUGAUCAGAAAGCGCAAUAGUGGUUGUAUACUGUCAAAUGGUGUACCCUAGUUGCAUAUACGGUGCUUUCCAAAGUAGUUUUCUGAUGAACUAAAUACCAAUGAUGAUUUAGCAGCAGUGCCCAAAGUAGUAGUUUCCUCCUUUUGCCGUGGCGAAGAAGAUGCAUAGCUUACUUUGAGCUGUCUAGUCUGGUUUAUUAUUUCUACUUGCUAGUCUCUUUUGCCGUUCCUUUGCAGAUGUAUGUAUGAACUACCAUCUUUUGUUUGAACGACGUGAAGGGUUAUCUUGAAAAUCGUAGGCAUGAAAAUAGCAGUUUAAGGUAUAAUGGAGGUAUGCUAACAAGACUGCAAAAUUAGUAGAUAUAAACACA